GUUGUUUCUGACAUGGACGUGUUUACAAGUUUUGCUUUCGUGUUCGUGUGAUUUUAGUGAUUAUUGAUAUAGUGUGAAUUUUAUUUAUUUUAAAACACUUCUAAGUCAACGACGUUGAAUAACGAAUAAUUUUUACAAAACUUGAUGUAAAUUAACUACAAUGAAUAGAGAUAAACGAGAACCCGAGUAUCCAACGGAGUUGGAGUCUCAAUUUGUAAUGCGCUUACCUGAGGAGCCUUCAAAAGUUUUGAGAGAAGUGUUGAAAUCUGGAGAGAACCUAAAAAACAGACUGACGAUACAAAUAGAAAACGACAUGCGUACGGGCGAGGUAAGAUUUGAUCAUUGGUUGAUGCACGCCAAGAUCGUAGACCUACCAACCAUCAUAGAAUCUCUCAAAACGAUCGACAACAAGAGUUUCUACAAAACAGCAGAUAUAUGCCAAAUGAUGAUAUGUAAAGAAGAACCUGACCAACCAUCCACAGAGGAAGAGUCACCAGCUAAAAAUAAGAAAAAAGAUCCUUACAAAGUUGACAAAAAGUUCCUAUGGCCUCACGGCAUCACACCACCGACAAAGAAUGUGCGGAAGCGUCGAUUUAGAAAAACCCUUAAAAAGAAAUAUGUAGAAGCACCAGAAAUUGAAAAAGAAGUGAAGAGAUUGCUGAGAGCAGACAAUGAGGCUGUGAGUGUUAACUGGGAGGUGAUCAAGGAGGAAGAUGAUCAUCCCAAACAAGAACAGAGUGCACCUGUUAAUCUCAAACCUGAGAAGAAAACCAAAGCUGAACGUAAUCCUAAGCGAGAGUCUGUCUCUGUUGAUGUGUCCAACCAUGAAUCUUCCAAUGUUGUGGACAUAUUUGGUGGUGCAGUCAGUGAUUCUGACUUGGAGGAUGAUAACAUCAAUGUGGAGAUGGAAGACAGUCGGUUGUCAGCUUAUGACAGCAGACUAUCUGACACCAACUCGAUGCAUGGUGAAGGUCCGUCAAAGAGUACAAUGCCUACACAAUUCAGGUCACACAUGUUCCAAUCGCCACAAGACCUAGCUCCAAAGUCAUUCCCGGGCCACAGCAGGGCAACUACUCCAGCAGCAUCAGGAAUGUCUAAAAGCGGUGGUUUAUCAUCAGAGGAUGAUGGUGAUUAUCAACCGAGAGAUAAUAUGUCUAAGGACAAUAUGACACUUAGGAUUGAGCAGUUGAGAGCUGAACUUGAAGAGUUGAAACAGAGGAGACAAAGGACUCAGCAUGAGAUUGCUGGCAUGGAGAACCUGGCAUUGAGGCAGAGGUUCCAGGAUAUUCUGCAUACUCUUAACCAGGACAUCAUGUACAAGGAAAUGGAAUACCAGGGCCUGCUGACACUGCAGAACUCUGAUGACAUCUAGCAUUAAGUUAGAUUGUUAGAUAAACUUGUCUCGUGUCUAACAAUCUAUUGUAUGUCGGAGGUGAAUUAUAGCUCUGUAAGGAUACUACAUGUUAUAACAUUGUAAUUCAAAUAAAAAUCAUAAAUGUAUACUCUAUCUCAAUCCGUAGAUUAUUGUAAUGUUGCUAUAAUUAAUUAAAGGCUAACUACUGCAUUAGUGAAGGCUUGUAGUUACUUAUGGAGUCUUAAAUUCAUAAUGAUUACAUAGAUAGUUCAUACUUGAAUAAUUGUAUAGUUUUAUUUCCUAAAUAAAAACAU
This is a messenger RNA of Spodoptera litura, 1668 nucleotides long. Its product is annotated as TATA-box binding protein associated factor 7. Gene Ontology annotation, biological process: RNA polymerase II preinitiation complex assembly; transcription initiation at RNA polymerase II promoter. Gene Ontology annotation, cellular component: transcription factor TFIID complex. Gene Ontology annotation, molecular function: RNA polymerase II general transcription initiation factor activity. NCBI's taxonomy places the organism in Eukaryota, Metazoa, Arthropoda, Insecta, Lepidoptera, Noctuidae. The record is from RefSeq and is a predicted model, not a curated record.